Molecule: messenger RNA, 4227 nt
Organism: Symbiodinium sp. CCMP2592
Lineage: Eukaryota; Dinophyceae; Suessiales; Symbiodiniaceae
Source: the annotation of a GenBank genome assembly
AUGUUGCCAGAUAUCUCCGCGGACUCAGAGCUGGGUGGACUGCUGCAUCAGCACUUGAGUGAGUUGGACAAGAGCCUUGCAACUCUGACCAGAUCCUGUGGCGGGGAUGUGAGCGUUGAACCGCAUGUGUCUGCCACGUUCAAUACCGUGUCGCCGUCGUGGAGCUCCGGUGUUCUGGAGUGUCUUCCACCACCACCCUCACCACCACCUCGCCAGCCAAAGAUGUCAGCAAUCAAUGCGAAUGCUGAUGACGCUGGCUUUUUAAAUAUGCCUGUGAGAAGUGGAAUGGAGAUCGUGGCGGACGACGUGGAGCCUUCGCAGAGUGCGCGAGAUGCGCCGCCACCGGCUCACGCUCCUGGUGUUCUUGAAGCUUUGCUCCAGGGCAUCGAGGCCAAAAAGCUCAGCACUGACGAGGCACUAAACAGCCUCGAGAGAGCAUGUCGGACGGAAGUGGUUCCGUUGGAACCAGGCCAGGAAGAAGCCCCAGCACCGCCCCCGCUUAGAAGCUCUUUGCAUUGUCGCCAGUGCGGCGUUCUGGGUUUGCAAGUCCGUGCUUUGUGCCAGUCUCUGUCUGGCCUCGCAGCACGCACAAUCCAAUGGGGGUCGCAUCUCUCACACAGACGUCAACUGGAUUUGGUAGAUUUGGUUCUCAUGUACCUCCGACCUCUGGAGCACCUUGACAAACAAUUGGAAGCUCUUUGUGAAGAGCUCACUGAGCGCAACUUGCAGCUGGCCGGAGAGUCCGGUCGCGCACAAGCCUCGGUCGCCUCCACGACCCUACCGGAGGCUGCCAUUGAACGUCUUGAAGACUGGCGAGCAGAAGCAGGUGACAGUCCGCUGGCAACGGUACUCAGAUCUCCGCAGUUCUUGGCAAUGAACUUGUCGGUGGAUGCACUCAGACCGCAAACAGACCACAAAGCCGCGACUACGAUCCCGGAAGUUGUCUACGAGCAGCAUCUGCAGGUUUCUGACAAGGUUUACCCGUCGCAGCGGACGGCGGCCAAAGCGGGCAGCCUGUCUUUCUCGAGCCGCCGAGCCUUCUCUGUCACAGUCCAAUGCCUGCAUCAGAGGAUAGGCGCGUGGAGAGACUGCUCGGACUCUGUUUCUGUCGACGGCCUGCCAGCGGCACUACAGCACCGAAGCAUCGACGAACAGUCGAAAAUUACUCCAGUCGAGAGGAAGCUGAGUGACAGCUCUGAGAUUCGUCGGACAUCCGACUUGCAUCACCUGCAGCAUUGGCAGCAUGGCAUUUGGAGCCACAUGCUCCUCUACACUUCCUUCCUGAAUCGCGACUUGCGCUCCGCUGUCAAGUAUGGCCUUCGGUUCAGGCUAACUCGAGGAUUGCGGCCGGUAGCGCUUGGGGCAGGCGCAGGCGCAUUCGCCUUCAAGAAGGAUCCUCGAUCAGAUUGUCAAAGCCUUCAAGUUGAGGGCCCAAUUGCUCGUCGUGGAGAUGGUAAGAUCUCAGCGAUCCGGCCGCUUCGGACACGGCUGUCGAGGUUCUGGCAUUGUCUGAAGGUCAUGCUGCGCUGUCUGGAAGUCUGCCUUCGUGCUGUUCCGUUGGCUGCAUUGGCGCCGUGGUGUUGGCUGUGCUGGCAGUGGGGUGGAGAGAGGCUCAUGUGGAGACUGAUCUUGGGGGCUCUUCAGGCUGAAGGGCCCAUUGCCAUCAAGUUUGCUCAAUGGGCAUCAACCCGGCCGGAUAUUUUGCCUGCACGUGUCUGCGACAACCUCUCUCCGUUGCAGGCGAAUGUCAAGCCCCACAGCUUCAAUCAGACGAAGAGGAUUCUUACAAAGACUUUCGGACCAACAUGGGAGGGCUCAUUGCAGCUGGACUCAGAGCCCCUGGGCUCAGGCUGCAUGGCGCAGGUAUACAAGGGACGCUUGUCUGGUCCCCUGUGCAGAGAUCAGAAGGCCAUGCCUCGGUCCCGUGAUGUGGCAGUCAAGGUGCUGCAUCCAGGUGCUCAGGACAAAGUGGAUCUUGAUCUGGAGAUCAACAUCUUCGCUUCACAGCAUGCUUUGGCUUCCCGAUGCCGCAGCCUGACCUCGACACAGGCCAUGGGAAACUGCCAUUGUCAGGAGAAAGAUCUUGUUGUGCAGCGCGAGGCCUUCGAGCCCGAGCCGGAGACCGUCGCAGACGAUCCAGAUUAUCCACAGGCUUUGUCGCCACUGUCCAAGACCAAUGCAACGGUGGCUGAUGAUUUUUUGCAGAACAAAGAUGAGGGUGGAGAAGCAAACGAAGAUGAGGCAAGCGACGCUGGCAUGUCCGGCACCAGCGAAAUGAGUGAUGUCGCGGAAGAUGCGGAUAUGGGGGACGAUGCGUACAGCGCUGUGUCAAGUGCCAGCUCAGCUGUUAGUCCAAAGUCGGAAGGGACUAUCAGUCGCAAGUCGAAUCGGAAAGGGUUGAAGAAGCUGAAGAUGACAGACACGAUGGGUUUUGUUCCCUCUGCUGCCUUGCUCGUGGUGCCCGAUAACCGAGGCCAGUUGGCCGACAAUUACGACGUGGAGCCUGUUGCACUGGGCAAGGGCGGCUUCGCAGAAGUCCGCCGCGCUACGGUGCGAGUCACCGGUGCCAAACGGGCAGUGAAGAUUAUUUCAAAGUCAGACAAAAACAACCCUGGCCUAUUGAAAGCUGAGAUUGAAGUCAUGAAAAUGCUAGACCACCCCAAUGUUGUCACUCUUUUCGAGAUUUUCGAGGACUCUGACACGCUUUCUCUGGUUCUGGAGCUUUGCAGUGGUGGUGAGCUGGAAGGCUACGUGGAGAAGCAUGGAAAUCUGAAGGAAAGCGAGGCAGCCCUCGCCACCAAGCAUGUCAUGUCUGCCGUGCGAUAUCUGCAUGGCAAGGGCAUUAUUCACCGGGACAUCAAAGCUCCCAAUUGCUUGCUGCUGCUCCCAACCGGUCUAGAUGCGCGACAAGCAGUGAAACUCAGUGAUUAUGGUUUGUCGUGCCACUUCACCAAGGGCGUGGCCCUGUCUCAGAGGUGUGGUACGCCAAGCCACAUGGCACCAGAGGUUUUCACGAGGAACUACUCGGAGAAAGUCGACAUUUGGAGCGUCGGAAUCAUGCUUUACUGGAUGAUGUCGCGACGAUUACCGUUUGGACAGGCUGGGCCGAGCGAAGACAACGCGAAGGCUCGUCUCCAGUUCUCGUCCAGCGCAUGGGUGAAUGCCGGUCAGGACGUGGUGAACAUCGUAACUGCAAUGCUGCAGAAAGAUGCUUCCCAGCGGUUGGACUGCAAGAAGGCUCUGGAGCAUCCCUUCAUAACGAAGAUUGCGCCAAAACUGCCAGUUGGUGUGAUCGAGGAUAAGCACAUUGAAGGGCUAAAGAAUUAUAGAUCUCUGAACAAGUUCAAAAGAGCUUGUUUGAAUAUGACAGCGUGCAUGCUGGGCGAGGCAGAGGUCGGACCCAGCAGGCAGCUUUUCUUGGCGAUGGACGACGACUGCAACGGCUUCGUGUCCAUGUCGGAGCUGGUGGCGCUCUCGAAGGCAACAGCAAGUGGAUCGAAGGGUCAGAAGUCCAUCAAGAAGAAAGAUGCGAUCAAGAUUUUCAAAGCUGAUGGCCACGAGGAAGCCAUUCAGGACUUCACAUUCACAGAGUUCGUCGCGGCUACCUUCAAUCGCAAGAAAUGUCUCACCGAAAAAGUCGGCAAGGUCAUCUUCAACAGCUUCGACAAAAACGGAGAUGGCUGCAUACAGCUGAGUGAGCUAGCGGAAGGAAGGCUGCUUGGCCAUCUUCAAGCCACUGAACUGGUUCAGACGUUGAAGGAUCUUGAUCUCAAUGGAGACGCAGAGAUCGAUUUCAAGGAGUUCAUGACGAUGUGCUCCUCGAGCAAAGCUGAGGGCUUCUGGAAGAGUUCUCAGUUCCUCACAUUUUUCAUCAGCCACCGUGUGAUGUGGCUCCUUGUCGGACUCAUCGAGGCAGCAUGGCCAAAGUCGCGCUACCUUGCUCUGUCAGAGGCAGUCACGCACUUCGAGGCCUUUGUUCGACCCCAGGCAGAUCUGCGAAUCGAGGCCGACAACUUGGACGUUUUCAAUGAGAACUUCCCCUACCGUCGCACGGGCAGAGGACACCGAGUCAGAUUCCCUGAGGCCGGAGAAAGGACAUUGGAAGUUGCCAACGUUUUCCAACUGUGUUCGUUUGUACCGAGGUCUCAUUGCAGAGUGUUGCCUUACCGUAGAGGGCUUGCCUGUGCUUGCUUUAUUCGACGGCGGGGCAUGGGAGCAACAUGCUGA